This is a messenger RNA of Brachypodium distachyon (stiff brome), 1565 nucleotides long. Its product is annotated as dehydrodolichyl diphosphate synthase 6. Gene Ontology annotation, cellular component: endoplasmic reticulum. Lineage: Eukaryota; Viridiplantae; Streptophyta; Magnoliopsida; Poales; Poaceae. The transcript has 2 exons. Gene Ontology annotation, biological process: polyprenol biosynthetic process. The record is from RefSeq and is a predicted model, not a curated record. Bases 295 to 1251 code for a protein of 318 amino acids.
CCGAUAAGAAACCCCCAAACCCCAUCCUCCAACGAUUAGCACCACCAGACGUCCCCCGCCUCCUCCCAAGCCAACGCCACCGCCCCGCACCGGCGGCGCGGAGAUCCAGCUCGGGCGAGGGGAGCCAGAUCCUCGACCUCCAGAGCGAGCACGGCGCGGGGCACGAAGGCGGCGGCCGGCGGCAGCAGCAGCUGGCGGACAGAGAAGCUUUGAAUAUUGGCGCAUUGGUUGGUUGACCCCUAGUGGAAAUGCUUGAUUCACUUAUCAGCCAAGUACAGAUCCACAACUAGCUAUAUGGCUUUUAUAUCUGCACUUCUUCUAACACUUCGCAAAGGCACUGAUAGUUUUGUUUGUCAUGCUGUUCAUGAUUUGAAGAUGGAGAAGGAGAAGCAGCCUGAUGAGAUAGUCACAACUGGUGUUCUUGAAAGUCUGCAGAAUUUUAUACGCAAAUGCAUCGUAGCUGUCCUCUCAUAUGGCCCGAUGCCUAGACACAUUGCGUUUAUUAUGGACGGUAACCGCAGAUAUGCUAAAUCCAGAAGUAUCAAGGAAGGCGCCGGUCAUAGGGUGGGCUUCUCUGCUCUGAUGGCAAGUCUUCUAUACUGUUACGAAAUGGGUGUGAAGUAUAUAACAGUUUAUGCAUUUAGCAUUGACAAUUUUAAACGGGACCCAACUGAGGUGCAAACUUUGAUGGAGUUAAUGGAGGAAAAGAUCAAUGAGCUGUUGGAGAACAGAAAUGUGAUCAAUAAGGUUAACUGCAAGAUCAACUUCUGGGGGAACCUGGACAUGCUUAGCGAACCGGUUCGACUGGCAGCUCAGAAAUUGAUGGCGAGCACCUCCAGAAACGCAGGGUUAGUCUUAUCUGUUUGCAUGCCAUACAACUCGACCUCUGAGAUUGCAAACGCCGUCAAUGAGCUCUGCGCAGAACGGAGGGAUAUGAUGCAGAGAGAGCACGCUGGCAGCAGCAAUGGCCGUGCUGUAGGUAGUGGCGCGCAUUCGGAUAUUUCAGUGGCUGAUUUGGACCGCCAUAUGUACACUGCUGGUUGCCCAGAUCCCGACAUUGUGAUCCGGACCUCGGGUGAGACUCGGCUGAGCAAUUUCCUCCUGUGGCAGACGACGUUUAGUCAUCUGCAGAACCCGGAGCCUCUGUGGCCUGAGUUCUCCUGGAGGCACCUUGUCUGGGCGAUAUUACAGUACCAGAGAGUCUACCCUUACAUUGAGCAAAACAGAAUUCAGGCAAAGAAGCAGCUGUGAAUGAAGUAUCUCAUCUCCUUUGGAAGGAGAUAGAAAGAUAAACAGAUACGAAGAAAAUGGUAACACCAAUCUGUCCUGCCCAAAGUUGGCUAUUAUAUUAUUUACCUUGUACCAAAAGAGUGUAAUUAUGCGAACCAUGUGUAUUAUGAUGAGUAACCCUUCAUUUCAUUGUUGGGUUUGGAGUUACUGCGUACUUGCCAGUUAGCGUAAACAUGAGUGUAAACAAAACAUGGAUAUUGUAAGGAAUACAUAUACUCAGUACUCACUAAUAUUUCUGCCAGCACCAUGUAAUAGUUUAAAUUUGCCAUGUUUUA